CGGGCAAACUACUUUAUAUUUUUAUUUGGGACGGGGUUUUAGCAAUUCGGCUAUUAAUCAACGAUAUUUGGGCUGGGCCUAAAUCAGAGUUUUUAGGGGGAGUCCAGUUCAUUUGGUAAAUCUCGACCAACCCGACCCGGAUGAGAGGUUAGCCCACCACGCAACGUCCGUCGGAGGAAGGAUCACACCGCGCGACGGAAACGAAACGACGAACACGAAAUAGCGGAAAACGUCAAAAAUCUCUAGAUCGGUUUUGAAUCACAGAUAACGAUGUCGGCGCUGCUCACGGCCGGCGGAGGCUUAACUGCCGGAGAUCGCAGCAUCAUCACGGCGAUUAACACCGGCGCGUCGAGUCUCUCGUUCGUCGGCUCAGCAUUCAUCGUCCUCUGCUAUUGCCUCUUCAAAGAACUCCGGAAAUUCUCUUUCAAGCUCGUCUUCUACCUUGCUCUCUCCGAUAUGCUUUGCAGUUUCUUCCUGAUUGUUGGGGAUCCUUCAAAGGGGUUCAUCUGUUAUGCACAAGGCUACACAACACAUUUCUUCUGCGUAGCUUCGUUCUUGUGGACAACCACAAUUGCUUUCACUCUUCACCGUACUGUGGUUAAGCAUAAAACUGAUGUGGAGGAUUUGGAGGCCAUGUUUCACUUGUAUGUCUGGGGAACUUCUUUGGUUGUCACUGUCAUACGUUCUUUUGGUAAUAACCACUCACAUAUGGGACCGUGGUGCUAUACACAAACUGGUCUUAAGGGAAAGGCUGUUCAUUUUUUAACUUUCUACGCUCCUCUUUGGGGAGCCAUUCUCUACAAUGGGUUUACGUACUUCCAAGUGAUACGGAUGCUAAGAAAUGCUAGACGUAUGGCGGUUGGAAUGUCAGACCGAGUCGAUUCAAUUGAUGGUAGAGCAGAGUCAAAGGUGUUGAACCGAUGGGGAUACUAUCCACUCAUUCUAAUAGGAUCGUGGGCAUUCGGUACUAUCAACCGCAUUCAUGAUUUCGUCGAGCCAGGGCAUAAGAUCUUCUGGCUCUCAGCUCUCGACGUGGGAACAGCUGCACUAAUGGGCUUGUUCAAUUCAAUAGCAUAUGGUCUCAACAGCUCAGUGCGCCGAGCAAUCCAUGAGAGAUUUGAACUGUUCUUGCCGGAACGGCUAUAUCGAUGGCUUCCAAGCAAUUUAAGACCAAAGAGCCACCAUCUGAUUAUGCACCAGCAACAACAACAACAACGAAGCGAAAUGGUCUCACUCAAGACCGAGGAACAGCAAUGACCUCUAACUUUUCAACAUUGUAACUCAUGAACCGGUAAUAAGGCGGCGGGUGUGAUAAUACAAUUUGGUUUGGAUGGAGAUUGAUAUGAUGGUGAAGGAGAUGCACAACAAUUCGUCAAUGUAUAUAUGAAUCAUUCUUUGUUAACACGAACUUGAACGUCAUUAUUUUCUUGUAUGAACAAAAAUUAUUGGGAGGUCUUUUGAUCCUUACCUGCUGAAUGAAGUUAUCGAACUUGCAAGAAGAUUUCUUACAAAACAAAUUAUUGGUAGCUUUGUUCCAAA
Messenger RNA from Thlaspi arvense, 1539 nucleotides. The record is from the annotation of a GenBank genome assembly. Lineage: Eukaryota; Viridiplantae; Streptophyta; Magnoliopsida; Brassicales; Brassicaceae.